Monoraphidium neglectum is the source of this 771-nucleotide messenger RNA. RefSeq lists its product as hypothetical. The record is from RefSeq and is a predicted model, not a curated record. The transcript is spliced from 4 exons. NCBI's taxonomy places the organism in Eukaryota, Viridiplantae, Chlorophyta, Chlorophyceae, Sphaeropleales, Selenastraceae. The coding region runs from base 1 to 771 and encodes 256 amino acids.
AUGGGGGGGCGCGACGGGCGCGCCCCCGCGCCGGUGGUGCCCAAGCUGAACCUGCCCCUGUUUGGGGGCAGCGGCAAGACAGUGGGCCUCGCCACCCUGGCGGAGCGGCAGAUCCGCCAGCAGCAGCGCGCGGAGUCCACGCCCGCGCCCCCCAAGAAGCAGGGCACCGGGUUCUUCUUCGUCGGCGGCCAGCGGGGCGCUGACGAGGACGACGAGGAGGACGAGGAGGAGACGCCAGCUCAGCGCCGCCGUAGGGAGGCGCAGGAGAAGGCGCGCGCCGCCGCCGAGGCGCGCAGCGCCGCCAAGACGCAGGCGUCGGCCGCGCGCGGCCAGGCGGAGCGCGAGGCGGCCGCCAAGAAGGCCGCCGCCGAGCGCGAGGCGGCCGCGAAGCGGGCGGCGGCUGAGAGGGAGGAAGCGAAGCGCAGGGCGGAGAAGGAGCGGGAGGAGCAGCGGGCGCGCGCGGCGGCGGUGAAGGAGCAGCUGGCUGAGCUGGCGGAUGAGCUGAGGGAGGCGCAGGCGGCGGCCAGGGAGGCGGCCAAGGAGGUGGCGGAGAUCAAGCGCGAGGCCGCGCCCGUGCUGAAGCAGGCCUCCGCCGCCGAGGCCGCCAUCGACCGCGCAGCCCGCGAGGCUGCCGCCGCGGCCGAGCGGCUGCAGGCGGCGGCCGAGGAGCGGCGCGCGGCCGAGGCGGACCUGAAGGAGGCGCAGGCGGUGGCCAAGGCGGCCGAGGCGGCUCUCAAAAAGGUCCAGGAGCGGCUGGUUGUGCGGUCCUAG